Molecule: messenger RNA, 2200 nt
Organism: Rhododendron vialii
Lineage: Eukaryota; Viridiplantae; Streptophyta; Magnoliopsida; Ericales; Ericaceae
Product: T-complex protein 1 subunit epsilon
Exons: 9
Coding region: 273-1880 (535 amino acids)
Biological process (GO): protein folding
Cellular component (GO): chaperonin-containing T-complex
Molecular function (GO): ATP hydrolysis activity; ATP-dependent protein folding chaperone; ATP binding
Source: RefSeq, a predicted model, not a curated record
AAUUGUGUUCAAUGGUCGGGGAUAUAUGUGAAGUCACGUACAUCGAACGAUUCCAGAUGUUGUUACUGCAUUUUGAGUUGUGUUUUAAAGCUGUGUUGCUCGCAUUACUUUAAAAACAAUCUUCUCAGCUAAAGAAGCGGGAGGGUUUAGGGCUUGCGAGUAUCGCUAUAUCUGACACCUUCUAGUUGUUGUCCGAUACUCUUCUCUCUUUCUCUCUCGAUACCGAUCUCAGUCGUCUCGGCGGCGGAGGAGAGUGGACAGAACACACAGUGAUGGCGUUGGCUUUCGACGAGUACGGGAGGCCGUUCAUAAUACUAAGGGAGCAGGAGCAGAAAACGAGGCUUAGGGGAAUCGACGCUCAGAAAUCCAACAUUUCGGCUGGAAAAGCCGUGGCUCGCAUCCUACGCACCUCCCUCGGCCCCAAGGGCAUGGACAAGAUGCUCCAGAGCCCGGAUGGCGAAGUCACCAUCACAAAUGAUGGUGCAACUAUAUUGGAGCAGAUGGAUGUUGACAAUCAAAUUGCAAAACUGAUGGUCGAAUUGUCACGAAGUCAAGACUAUGAAAUUGGUGAUGGAACAACGGGAGUUGUUGUGAUGGCUGGUGCACUUCUGGAACAGGCUGAGCGGCUCUUAGAGCGUGGUAUUCAUCCUAUUCGUAUUGCAGAGGGCUAUGAAAUGGCUUCCAGGAUAGCUGUUGAACAUUUGGAACGGAUUGCAAAUAAGUUUGAAUUUAGUGCCUCUAACAUAGAGCCUUUGGUUCAAACUUGCAUGACUACUUUAUCGUCGAAGAUUGUGAAUAGAUGCAAGCGCAGUUUGGCAGAAAUUGCUGUGAAUGCAGUUGUGGCAGUUGCAGAUUUAGAGAGGAGGGAUGUUAACUUGGAGCUAAUUAAAGUGGAGGGAAAAGUAGGUGGGAAAUUGGAGGAUACUGAGCUAAUAAAAGGAAUUAUUGUUGACAAAGAUAUGAGCCAUCCACAGAUGCCAAAGCAUAUUGAGGAUGCGAAAAUUGCAAUCUUAACUUGCCCAUUUGAGCCACCAAAGCCAAAGACAAAGCAUAAGGUUGACAUUGACACAGUCGAAAAGUUCCAGAAUUUACGUGAGCAAGAGCAGAAGUACUUUGAUGACAUGGUUCAGAAAUGCAAGGAUGUUGGUGCUACCUUGGUCAUCUGCCAAUGGGGUUUUGAUGAUGAAGCAAAUCACUUGUUAAUGCAUAGGAACUUACCCGCAGUCCGAUGGGUUGGUGGUGUAGAGCUGGAGCUGAUAGCAAUAGCCACAGGUGGGAGGAUUGUGCCAAGGUUCCAAGAGUUGACCCCUGAAAAGCUAGGCAAGGCUGGUUUGGUGCGGGAAAAAUCAUUUGGAACCACUAAAGAUCGAAUGAUUUAUAUCGAACAUUGUGCAAAUUCGAGGGCCGUAACCAUAUUCAUUCGUGGUGGUAACAAAAUGAUGAUAGAAGAAACCAAGCGAAGUAUCCACGAUGCUUUGUGUGUGGCUCGGAAUCUCAUUCGCAACAACUCUAUUGUGUAUGGCGGUGGUGCGGCUGAAAUUUCUUGUUCUCUUGCCGUGGAAGCAGCUGCUGAUAGACAUCCAGGGGUUGAACAGUAUGCAAUCAGGGCAUUUGCAGAUGCUUUAGACUCUAUCCCAAUGGCACUCGCGGAGAACAGUGGUCUCCAACCCAUCGAAACAUUAUCUGCUGUGAAAUCUCAGCAAAUUAAGGAGAACAAUCCCUGGUGUGGAAUAGACUGCAAUGAUGUUGGCACGAAUGACAUGCGUGAGCAAAAUGUCUUUGAGACACUAAUUGGGAAGCAGCAGCAGAUAUUGCUAGCAACCCAAGUUGUCAAGAUGAUUCUGAAGAUUGAUGAUGUUAUCUCUCCUUCUGAGUACUGACACACAUCUGAGUCCUUAAUUUCCAAAAGUUUUGAUUGGCCUUGCCACAAGUUGUAUUAUUAUCAUCGACUCAAAUGGUGACUGAAAGUAACUCAUUCUACAUGUCCUGUGCCUUGAGAUCUACCCACGUUUUGGUAACGGGUGUAUUUUACGACUCUUGUUUUCUGGUUGGCAGACAGUUGAUAUUGUUGUUUAUCUUUUGAACGUUUGUGGAUUUUGUUGUGUUAAUGCUUUUGCUUUUGUUAGUGUUCUCCUGGCAAACAAAAUAUUUGAAGAUGGUGCAAAUUUUCUAUGAACAGUUUUAAUUGUUUCGUUGUGUU